Messenger RNA from Mizuhopecten yessoensis (Yesso scallop), 2850 nucleotides. RefSeq names its product neuronal acetylcholine receptor subunit alpha-7-like. Bases 118 to 1527 code for a protein of 469 amino acids. Gene Ontology annotation, biological process: signal transduction; monoatomic ion transmembrane transport; regulation of membrane potential. The record is from RefSeq and is a predicted model, not a curated record. Gene Ontology annotation, cellular component: neuron projection; synapse; membrane. Gene Ontology annotation, molecular function: extracellular ligand-gated monoatomic ion channel activity; transmembrane signaling receptor activity; neurotransmitter receptor activity. The transcript is spliced from 8 exons. Lineage: Eukaryota; Metazoa; Mollusca; Bivalvia; Pectinida; Pectinidae.
UUGUUAGCAUACAGAACAACAAAGGAGGAUAUUUAACACCGAGGCCUAGGAAGCUUGCAUACCUCGUCACACUUGGGUUGGAGCUUGUCGAGGCCGCGGAGGACACUGUCAGCAGAAAUGGUCGGCAUCAUGAAAUCUCAAUUGUGCACCUGGUCAAGGAUCUUCCUAGUGCUGUAUAUCCUAUCAAUGCUGUCCCCAUCAACAGGUGAAUACACUUACCAGGAAAACGAUGAAGACCGUUUGUACAAGGCUUUGAUGAAAUAUUAUGUGAAGUCAUCACGCCCAGUUUUAGUGAGCAAUUCGACGGGUUUCAAAGUGGAUUUGAGCAUCAGCGAACCGAGACUGGAAACUCUGGAGACGGCUACAGAUACCAUGACAUUUUCCUAUUGGCUUACACUGACUUGGCAAGAUGAACGGUUGCAGUGGAACUCGUCAGAUUUCGGAGGCCUAACAACUAUAAGAUUUUCUCCUGAUUCAAUAUGGCUACCUGAACUGGAGGUCUACAAUGUUUCACCGUUCCAUCCAAGUCGAACAAGGGUCGCAAAUGCGAUAGUCCACUCUUCGGGAUCAGUAAUGUAUAUUCCUGCACAAACGAUAUCGUUUUUCUGUCCUUUGGACUUGGCAAAGUUUCCCUACGACACACAGAAGUGUAAGCUUGUUAUGGGGUCCUGGACAUUCACUAGCUUGAAGCAGGACCUAACAUACGGUGGCAAAUACGAGUCACAGGAAAUCCCGGUGGCUGGAUUUGGCGACACUCUAAAAAGCCAUCCUCAAUGGACUUUAAACAAAAUGACAGCUCAAAUAAUUCAUGCCAAGUACGAGUGUUGUCCGGAAACAUACGUCAAACUAGAGAUCGAUAUAACUGUUACACGAAUAGCCUCGUACUACAGACUUGCACUUGUGGGACCGUCUGUUUUCCUUGCCAUCCUCAUCCCUGUGGUGUUUUUGCUUCCACCUGAUCAGACAUGCAGAACUAACUAUGGUAUGAUUCUACUAAUGACCAUGACUGUGUUGAUGGUGGUCCUACAGGAGGCGGUACCCUUUGAUCAUGCUACUGUCCCGGUUCUAGCCGUGUUCUACUUUGGCAUAUUUGUGCUGCAGUUCUUCAGUAUUCUGUGCUGUGUGUUAACUGGAUGUCUGCGCAAUAGGGGAGCAAGACGGAAGGCGUUACCAGCAUGGCUUGGUUCUCUGUGUAUACAUAGUCGAGGCGUGCGAAGAUGUCUUUGUCUGGACACCGACUGCCCUGUAUACCACGACCCUGAUACGCCAAUGAACAUGCGCUUGAUAGAGGAGCAACAGGACACUGCACACGACAGUGGACUGGAUAAUGUCAACAUCACUGUGCCCGACGACCACUUCCGAGAAGUUGCGAACAACACAAAGAUUAUGGCAGGAAAAAUCAUGCGGGAGAGCACUUAUGACAAGCUCCAGCGUGAUUGGCAGGAAGUUGGCCGGUGCCUCGACCGAAUAUUCUUCGUGAUAUUCGUAGUGGUGAUUGCCAUCGUGGCCUUGAGCACCGUGCUGUAAUGGGUCAAGGUGUUUUACUUACUUGUUACUUUAAGCGGUCACUAACACAUUGUCUUUAAAUGUAAUAUAUUUCUCAAUGUUUUGAAUGCUCACCAAAAUAAUGUUCAAUUUAUACGAAAUCUGUUUUCAAUACUGAGCUCUAUGGUUAUGCAAUUUCCGGGUACUAAAUAACCGUGAUGCUUGUUGUUAUUUAUAUGAAAGCAUAGUAGAUGUUUAUUACAACAUGAGCAAAUGGUCCACCUAUAUGUUUGUUAAAAAAUAGUGUUUUUGUGGGACGACUCAAGAUAGUGAUUUGUAUAUUAAAAAAAAAAGAUUAUUUUCCAUUACAAUCUUCGAAUAAUAUCACUCAUAAGUAUAUCAACAUGUUCACUGAGAGUCUUAUACACGAUUUUGUAGCCUUGCUGCCGACUAUGAAGAAGAUGAAUGAUAUUUUCAUAGAUAUAUGUAUGUUUUGUCAUCAUUUUACAUAUGUGUUUGCAAGUGUUAAUAUGGAACUAUAUGACGGCAGCACUGGUUUUGCUUAUGAUUGCUGUUACGUGAAUUAUUCAUUGGGAGCAUUAUUACAAUACUAACACUCAAGUAAGCCUCAUUAUCAGCGUAUUAUGUUAUGGUGUAUUUUUGUACAAUGAUAAUUGUUACUUCUACGCAUUUAUACCUUUAUAAAUAAGUUUCAAAUAAGACGUUUUACAACUUCUCCAGUAAAAUAUUUAUAGUAAUGAAUUACCUUAUUGAGACUCAGGAAAUUGUGCUGUAAUGGGUCAAGGUGUUUUUCUUACUUGUUACUUUAAGCGGUCACUAACACAUUGUCUUUAAAUGUAAUAUGUUUCUCAAUGUUUUGAAUGCUCACCAAAAUAAUGUUCAAUUUAUACGAAAUCUGUUUUCAAUACUGAGCUCUAUGGUUAUGCAAUUUCAGGGUACUAAAUAACCGUGAUGCUUGUUGUUAUUUAUAUGAAAGCAUAAUAGAUGUUUAUUACUUAUUUUCCAUUACAAUCUUCAAAUAAUAUCACUCAUAAGUAUAUCAACAUGUUCACUGAGAGUCUUAUACACGAUUUAGUAGCCUUGCUGCCGACUAUGAAGAAGAUGAAUGAUAUUUUCAUAGGUAUAUGUAUCUUUUGUCAUCAUUUUACAUAUGUGUUUGCAAGUGUUAAUAUGGAACUAUAUGACGGCAGCACUGGUUUUGCUUAAGAUUGCUGUUACGUGAAUCAUUCAUUGGGAGCAUUAUUACAAUACUAACACUCAAGUAAGACUCAUUAUCAGCGUAUUAUGUUAUGAUGUAUUUUUGUACAAUGAUACUUGUUACUUCUACGCAUUUAUACCUUUAUA